Truncatella angustata is the source of this 2610-nucleotide messenger RNA. Its product is annotated as kinase-like domain-containing protein. Gene Ontology annotation, molecular function: protein kinase activity; ATP binding. The transcript is spliced from 3 exons. The coding region runs from base 1 to 2610 and encodes 869 amino acids. The record is from RefSeq and is a predicted model, not a curated record. Gene Ontology annotation, biological process: protein phosphorylation. Lineage: Eukaryota; Fungi; Ascomycota; Sordariomycetes; Amphisphaeriales; Sporocadaceae.
AUGGCAGCGCGCGAGACCUAUCGGCCUGUGCAUUACGAGUGCCAGGACUUUAUACACUAUGUCAACCGCAACCAAUCGAUUGGAUAUGACGGCACAGCCCAACCGCGGAAGUACAUCUCUCUUGCCAGACUGCGAGAAUACUGGGACGAGCGGAAGAUUGAAGCGGUUCUUGGCCACUACCAAAUACAGGUCAAUAUCAAGACCAUCAGCGAGUUCUACUUGCGCGUCUUUUCGACCCUGGUUUACAUCGACUAUGCGGCCUGGCUAGAAGAUUUCACCGCGGAGCAACUGCAUGAUCAGAAACUACCUUGCGAUACCAUCCCCCCUCACUGGUUGGAAAUUCCCCACGCCAACGACAAGUGGAACAAGUUCAACAAGUAUCAAUGGGUGUUCUUCCCUUUCACGUUCAAUCCUAACCUCCUCCUGAACACACGACUCGAUCCUCAAAUCAUCUUGCCCUUGGAGCAGACACAGCUAUUGGUUGAUGGAAACACUGCGAGUGUACACAAGAUAAAAGUUCACCCCGAGUACAAUGAGUUACACAAGAAAUACCAAGGCAACGAGCACGACACGUUCGUACUCAAGACUUUCCUUGGCGAGCACAACCACCGACUGUUCGAAGCUGAAAAGCGAGCGUUGGUAUCACUCCAAAACAUACCUUCUGAACACAUCGUCACGUUCCACGGGUCAUUUCAGCAGGGCGAUAGGCGGAGCUUAAUCCUCGAACAUGUCGCUGGCGGAACUCUGCAAGACUAUUUAGAGCAAACUUCACCACCAACGAGAUUGGAAGACACUCAAGACUUCUGGACUAGUCUUUCAAACGUCCUCCAAGGACUGUUUCGCGUGCAUCAGCUGAGAAGUCAUGAUGAGCGAGCCGAUUACCGCAUUAUCCAUGGCGACCUCAAACCCGACAACAUACUGCUGUUGAAGGACUCGAACAACAACCCCUACAAGUUCACAGCCAAGAUCGCUGAUUUUGGGCUUAGCCAACUACGAGCUGUCAAAUCCGACGAACAGGAUCGUUUAGGGAUUGACAAGCAUGGCCAUCCAACCUACUCUGCUCCAGAGAGCACCCAUCACCAACGCUGGAUGCAAAGAGGCCCGAACAGAGUUUCUGAGGCUGUCGACAUAUGGGCUAUAGGCUGUAUAUUCAGUGAAGUUGCAGCCUGGAUACAUGACGGGGCUGAAGGGAUGUCGAGAUACCUCAAUAUGCGUCGUGACGAACUCCGCGGCCUGGCUACGUUCGAGGGCAGCGCAUACGGAGAUUGCUUCCACGAUGGCAUAAACAGAGCUCUCAAUGCUGUCGGCGACAUGCAUAGACGCAUUAGGGAUUCGAGACCAAAAUGGGACAGUGUGACAUACGAUAUACUCCGUGUUGUCGAAGAAUUCAUGCUUGCGCAGAAUCAGCAACAUCGUUGGGAUGCCAAGUCGCUUUUGGAAAAAAUCCAACAGAUCAUCUAUGCAAGUCAGACAGGCCAUCGAGCAUCUCUACCAAAUACUCAUACCAGCCCUUUCAUAACACCUGAGCAGAGACUUAUUUCCAGAAAUAGUUCGCUGGCUGACGGUGUCGCUCUACGCAACAUCCAAACCCCCGAAUUGCUUCUUUCGCCUGAGAAUAUGGUUUCAAGUCCGUCGUCGAAUCCGAUUUCCCCCAUAUCAACCAACAACCAACUGCCUUCACCUGUACGCAACAACCAGACACACGCGCAGCAAGAAUAUCCCUUGAGCAGACAAACCUACUUGACUUCACCCGAGGUAGCGAGUGUCCCCAUCGCUAAUGGCUCAGGUGACAAACCGAUAUCCAGGACACCUGUCGGCCAAUACUUGUCAAUUCAAGACGUCCUCAACUACCGUGAUGUCAAGAAAAAGAAGCUACCUGUUGCGGUCAGGAUUUCUGAACUAACGAACGAAUUAAAGAAGAUUCUUCGCAGCCGGGACCACAUAUUUUUCAUCGAGGACUCCCAAUCGAUGCAGCAACAUUCUGAGGCUGUCGUCCAAACAUUCACAGCUCUUUCGUAUCUCGCAAAACAAAUCGACGAAGACCACAUUGAGCUCGCUUUUGCUUCCAAUCCAACCAAAAUUCACACACACUCCAACACCAGCCCGCUGAUUGCGAUGCUCAAGAAGCACAAAUACGAGGGAGGUCAAAACAUGAUGGAAAAUCAACUUGGGGAGUUCAUUGAGAAAAGAGUAAUAAAGCGCCUACCUGGAGCUUCUCUUACGAACUUUCCCAGCAUUGAUUCUUUCCGACCUAAGAAGCCUUUGAGCAUUCUCGUGUUUACCGACGGUUGUUGGGGUGCAGGUCGGGACGAGGCCGGCGGUGUGGAGAAUCCUGUCCAGACCUUGAUGGGGAUAAUCAAACAACGGGGUCUUAAUAAGACUCGCAUUAUGAUCCAAUUCAUCCGUUUUGGUAACGAUCUUAAUGGUCUAAGAUACUUGAAGUAUCUAGAUGAUUUUGGCCGGAAGCAGAAGUGCGAUAUCGUUGAUACACGUUCUGCUAAUAGCAACGUCUACGCGAUGUUUGUUGGCAGUAUAAAUCCAGUCUUGGAUGAUGAUGAUGGUGAUGACGAUGGAGAAGACCCGACGAGCGGAUCUGAGCUUCAAGGAUGA